Messenger RNA from Aspergillus steynii IBT 23096, 741 nucleotides. Its product is annotated as SDR family NAD(P)-dependent oxidoreductase. Lineage: Eukaryota; Fungi; Ascomycota; Eurotiomycetes; Eurotiales; Aspergillaceae. The transcript is spliced from 2 exons. The record is from RefSeq and is a predicted model, not a curated record. The coding region runs from base 1 to 741 and encodes 246 amino acids.
AUGUCCAUCCCCAAGCCAUUCGCUCUGCAUGGCAAGAUCGCACUUGUCACUGGCGCCGGCUCAGGCAUAGGCAAAGCAGUUGCAGCAUGUCUGACACAGGCAGGCGCACGAACAAUAGUGGCCGACGUCAACGAAACGACUGGAGACUCCAGCGCCUGCGAGAUUCGACGAGCCGGGCACGACGCCCAGUUCAUCCACGCAGAUGUCACCCGUUCAGAAAGCGUGCAGGCGCUAAUUCACAACACUGUCAUCACGUAUGGCGGCCUGGACAUCGCCGUCAACAACGCCGGGCUCGCGCCAGACUCGUCGCCGAUCUGCGACCUCGACGAGCAGACCUGGGACCGCUUACUCUCCACCAAUCUCACGGGGGUCGCUCUGUGCAUGAAGUGGCAAUUACGUCAGAUGCUCCAACAGGGACGAGGCGGGAUGAUUGUAAACAUGACCUCGGCCACCACUGCCCGUCCGCAUUGCGGAAUGGCUGCAUAUAUCGCGGCAAAGCAUGGGCUCCACGGCAUCCGGAUCAACGCUUUGGCUCCUGGAGCUACGGCAACAUAUCUGACCAUGUCAACAAUGAAGGCACUCAAGCUGAUAGAGAGCGAGGUGGCUGCCGGAACUAACGUUCUCGGAAGGAUGGCGCAGCCCGACGAAGUUGCCCAGGCCGCUCUUUGGCUGUCGUCUAACGCCUCAUCCUACGUGACUGGGGCCACCAUCGCGGUGGAUGCAGGAUACGCGCUUGUUUAG